Molecule: messenger RNA, 1999 nt
Organism: Rattus rattus (black rat)
Lineage: Eukaryota; Metazoa; Chordata; Mammalia; Rodentia; Muridae
Gene: Enpp5
Product: ectonucleotide pyrophosphatase/phosphodiesterase family member 5
Exons: 4
Coding region: 175-1608 (477 amino acids)
Source: RefSeq, a predicted model, not a curated record
GGGGCGGGCUGCAGGGACGGGUCAGGUGCUCUGCGCUUGAGGCUGUGUGCAGGUGAGGCAAAGGGAUCCGACAUCCGCCCCCUUGCUUCCACCACCUCUUGGUCCCAAACGCUCCAGGACAGAUCAAUCUCAGCGCGGGUUACCUUAUGCUGAGCUAAUCAAGGACCUGGGAAAAUGAUUCCAGAGUUUCUCCUGGUGUCUUGCACAUUGGCUGCUCUGUGCCAUUCAGUUCCCCUCUCUCUGCAGACAGAACAGCAGAAGGUUCUGGUAGUUUCCUUUGAUGGAUUCCGCUGGGAUUACUUAUAUAAAGUUCCAACCCCUCAUUUCCAUUAUGUCAUGAAAAACGGUGUCCAUGUGAAGCAAGUCACUAAUGUUUUUAUCACGAAGACCUACCCUAACCAUUACACUUUGGUCACUGGUCUCUUUGCAGAGAAUCAUGGGAUUGUUGCAAAUGACAUGUUCGAUCCUGUUCUGAACAAGUCUUUCUCCUUGGAGCACAUGAAUAUUUAUGAUUCUAAGUUUUGGGAAGAAGCCACACCACUGUGGAUCACAAACCAGAGGGCAGGGCACGCUAGUGGUGCGGCCAUGUGGCCUGGAACAGACGUCAAGAUUCACGAGACUUUCCCUACCCACUACCUACCGUACAAUGAGUCUGUUUCCUUUGAGGACAGAGUUGCUAAAAUCAUUGAAUGGUUUACAGCCAAAGACCCCAUCAAUCUCGGUUUUCUCUAUUGGGAAGAGCCGGAUGACACGGGCCACGAUGUGGGACCUGACAGUCCCCUCAUGGGGCCUGUUAUUUCUGAUAUUGACCACAAGUUAGGGUAUCUGAUAAAGAUGCUGAAAAAGGCAAAGUUGUGGAAUAAUAUUAACCUCAUCGUCACAAGCGACCACGGGAUGACCCAGUGCUCUAAGGAAAGGGUGAUAGAACUUGAUCAAUACCUGGACAAAGAGCACUACACCCUGAUUGAUCACUCACCUGUAGCUGCCAUCCUGCCAAAAGAAGGUAAAUUUAAUGAAGUCUAUGACGCGCUGGCCAAUGCCCAUCCUAAUCUAACGGUCUACAAAAAGGAAGAGAUACCCGAAAGAUGGCAUUACAAACACAGUGACCGAGUCCAACCGAUCGUAGCGGUGGCUGACGAAGGGUGGUAUAUUUUGCAGAAUAAGUCAGAUGAAUUCCUGUUAGGCAACCAUGGUUAUGAUAAUGCCUUAGCAGAAAUGCAUCCAAUAUUUUUAGCCCACGGUCCUGCCUUCAGAAAGAAUUUCACAAAAGAAGCCAUGAACUCCACAGAUCUGUACUCACUGGUCUGCCAUCUCCUCAAUGUCACCGCCCUGCCACACAAUGGAUCAUUCAGGAAUGUCCAGGAUCUUCUCAGUUCAGCAGCUCCAAAAGCAAUUCCUUACACACAGAGCACCACGCUCCCCCCUGGCAGUGCCAAGCCAGGAGAGUAUGAGCAAGAGGAGUCGUACCCUUAUUACAUAGGCAUCUCUCUUGGCAGCCUUAUAGCUAUUGUUUUCUUCGUAGUUCUCAUUAAGCAUUUAAUACGCAGUCAAAUGCACACCUUACAGUAUAUGCAGGUCGAAGUCGCUCAACCGUUACUCCAAGCUUAGCGCUCCUUGGACACGGGAUUCCGGACUGAAGUGGAGGGUGCGAAAUUCUUAACAGUGGUGACCCUUCAGCUUCUGGAAAGCGAGUUACGGAUGUCUGCAUAGGCCACCAAGCAGUUAACCCUUACGUGGGCACAGUCACACAUACGCACAUGCACACAGACCGAUCAAAACACCCCGGCCCGCAAAUGGUCAGAGACGUAAGGGUACCCCUCUGUGGCUUUCUUUGGCUCAGUAGGUAGAUGGUGCUCUACUUGGGGUUGGCACACGUGAUGUACAUACAUACUCAACAACUUUGCACUAUUAAAGGUACCUAAGAUGGUGUCCUUUCACUAUCCUAGUAGGUCCUUUUUCCUCUGACGUGCACUUUAGAAACACAUCUAGUAGCUUGGUU